This is a messenger RNA of Coregonus clupeaformis (lake whitefish), 7047 nucleotides long. It is a transcript of the gene frmpd4, whose product is annotated as FERM and PDZ domain containing 4. The record is from RefSeq and is a predicted model, not a curated record. NCBI's taxonomy places the organism in Eukaryota, Metazoa, Chordata, Actinopteri, Salmoniformes, Salmonidae. Bases 367 to 4251 code for a protein of 1294 amino acids. Gene Ontology annotation, molecular function: protein binding. The transcript is spliced from 17 exons. Gene Ontology annotation, cellular component: cytoskeleton.
GUUACUGCACGGCCCCUGCACAUCAUUCCACUGCGAUGGAAAUUAAAUGAAGGUGGCUUAACGAACGCAUCCGAACGGAUCCAGGCAUGCUUUGAAGGAUGUAGGUGAGGUAGCGCCACUGCCAGAUCCUUUUCCACAGGCUGUGGGAUUUGUACCGCUGAUGCGAGGACACAGCGAUCACUCAGCCAUGCAGAAGCCCCGACAAGAGGACUAAUCUCUCCACCUGACUUGUGGAAGCUCCAGAUUUUUUUCUCCCUGUAUUAUUUAUCCCCACUGCUAAAGACAGUGGGACAAUGGAGCCAGCUACCUGAAGUAGAUGGUCGAUUUGUAGCCCGACGGACGGACGGACCACAGUCUGCUGCACACAUGGAUGUGUUUAGCUUUGUGAAGAUGCCAAAGCUGUCAGGCCACAGGACCAAGUCAUCAGGCUGGCAGCCUCCUGGCACCUGCAGCGGUGCACAUGGACCCCCCAAUGGAUGGGACAUGGCCACCAGUAGAGACUGCUAUGUCAACCACGUGUCCCAAAGCAGCUCCUUGGACAAGGUUCGUCUGGACGGGGACAAGUUUGUACCUCCGGCCACCCGUAAGGUGGAGAUGAAACGAGAUCCAGUCCUGGGCUUUGGCUUUGUGGCAGGCAGUGAGAAACCAGUGGUGGUUCGGUCAGUCACACCAGGGGGUCCCUCGGAGGGCAGACUGACCCCCGGAGACGAGAUCAUCAUGAUUAACGAUGAGCCGGUCAGCUCCGCCCCCAGGGAGAAGGUCAUCGACCUCGUCAGGAGCUGCAAGGAAUCCAUUGUGUUGACAGUGGUUCAACCGUAUCCAUCGCCCAAAUCUGCGUUCAUCAGUGCAGCCAAAAAGGCCAAGUUAAAGUCUAAUCCAGUGAAAGUCCGCUUCGCAGAGGAGGUCAUCAUUAACGGUCAGGUCCCGGAAUCUCUGAAGGACAACUCUCUACUCUUCAUGACAAAUGUUCUGAAGGUGUACCUGGAGAAUGGACAGACCAAAUCCUUUAAGUUUGACAGAAACACAUCCAUUAAGGAUGUCAUCUUGACCCUGCAAGAGAAGCUCUCCAUUAAGAGUAUUGAGCACUUCUCGCUGAUGCUGGAGCACAGAAACGAGGGCUCGGCCAGCAAGCUCAUGCUCCUCCACGAGCAGGAGAUGUUAACUCAGGCAACACAGAGACCAGGGGCACAGAAGAUGAAAUGCUUCUUCCGUAUCAGCUUUGUCCCGAAGGACCCCGUUGACCUCCUCAAGAGAGAUGCAGUGGCAUUUGAAUACCUCUAUGUUCAGAGCUGUAAUGACGUGGUGCUGGAGAGAUUUGGGUCAGAGCUGAAAUACGACACAGCCCUGCAUCUGGCUGCCCUGCAGAUGUACAUCCUCACCAUCAACACCAAACAGUCCCAGAAAGUCUCCCUCAAGUACAUUGAGAAGGAGUGGGGUUUGGCACUGUUCCUCCCUCCUGCAGUACUGUCCAGUAUGAAAGAGAAGAACAUCAAGAAAGCCCUAACACACAUUCUCAAAACCAACCAGAAUCUGGUAACUCCUGGAAAAAAGCUGUCAGCAUUGCAGGCCAAGGUCCACUAUCUGAAGUAUCUCAGUGACCUGAGACUGUAUGGAGGGCGGGUGUUUAAAUCUAUACUGCUGCAAGGAGAGAAGCACACAGAGGUGACUCUACUAGUGGGUCCCAGGUAUGGCAUCAGUCAUGUGAUCAACACCAAGACUAACCUGGUGGCCCUGCUGGCUGACUUCAGCCACGUCAACCGCAUCGAGAUGUACACAGAGGAGGAGAAGGAAGUCAGAGUAGAGCUUCAUGUUCUGGAUGUCAAGCCCAUCACUCUGCUAAUGGAGUCCACUGAUGCGAUGAAUCUGGCCUGUCUGACUGCUGGAUACUACAGACUACUGGUGGACUCUCGCCGUUCCAUCUUCAACGUGUUCAAAACAGGGAAUGCAGACACCGGCCAUGACUCCAGAGUAAAGCAGAAAUACCAGGCCAUAGAGUUGACGUACAGCACCUCCUUUAGGGGAUGUGAGGAGCACCAGCACCACAACAGUCAGAGCUGCACCAGAGAGCCCUGCACCAACAGAGACUCAGACUACAUGGACCCCGUCUAUAUCACUGAGAUCCAGCAGCCGCCCCAGUACAGCAUGCACAUGGCAGAGAGGGUGAAUGCCAGAGGGGGGACCAGAGGCACAACUCAUCCCCAGCCCUGCCUCUGUGUCCCCAGUGUCCCCAGUGUCACCAGGCCCAAACCCCAGGACUCCCCCCACAGCGCCAAGGUCUCCUUCAUCUUCGGGGAUCCUCCGUUAGACAGUGUGGACCCCCAGAACCUGGGCUACCAGAGGCUGAUGGAGGAGGCCCCAGAGGUUCUACACGACCACAGCCCCGUGUAUGAGCGACUAGAGGAGGACUACAAGGGCAGGGAUCACAUGGCGAUGGACGGGGAGGGAUAUCCGUACGCCGCAAAAAUCUUCGGCAACACUGAGUGCAGCGAGGAGCCGCUGCUGCACGACAUCUGCUACGCGGACAUCACAGACGCGGACGAAGACGAGGAGGACGUCAGCUGCGAGGAGGACGUGGGACCGACGGGGGAUCUGGACAGGGCUACGUUCCUCUCGCUCUCUGGGUCCAGCGAUGACAUCAUCGACCUGACCUCCCUGCCCCCGCCAUCGGAGGACGACAAGGAUGCCGAGGACGUGUUCCUUCGUUCCCUCAACCUGGCCAUCGCAGCCCCGCCCCCAGGCUUCAGGGACCGCUCUGAUGAGGACGAGAGGCACGGGGCUGCCCAGGGGCCUGUCAGGAAGAGCCAGGGGACCCGUGAUGAUAUCCCAGCGUCCCUCAUAGACUCAGUCACCACACAGGGGGAGGAGGGCCCAGAAGGGGACGGGGCCCUGGACGAUGCUGUGGUGUCCACCUUACAGGCCCUGGAGGCCCUCGCAGCUUCCGAGGAGCAAAGCCCAAAACCACAGUCAGAAAAUAGCACAGGUGUAGAAAUAUCAAGGGCAUUUAGCCCUGAGUCCUCGUCAGACUCUGGCAACGAGACUAACUCCUCAGAGAUGACAGAGAGCUCAGAGCUGGUCGCUGCCCAGAAACUCUCUGAAACCCACCUGAGACUGUAUGUGGCCACUGCUGAGGGCUACCACACUCUGACUGAGGAGAAAACAGAGUUUCCCGUAACACAGUAUGAGGACGGGGCGGACCUGGGCAUACAGCACAACCCUCAGGAGACCCAGGGGGAGGAGGAGGAGUUGGAAGAGGAAUUGGAGGAGAAGAAGGAGGAGGGGGCCAAGUCCUUGGGUGUGUCAUCCACCCAGAUCCUACACUCAGAAGGGGGAGAGAUGGAGCCAGAAACCAUUGAGACCAAGUCCCUCACCGACUACUUCAGCAAACUGCACAUGGGCUCUUUGAUGAGCAAGCAGCCAGGGAAGCACAGUGACCCUGAGGGCAGGAUUCAGGGAGAGACCAGUGACUCAACAGAAAAACGGAACAGCAACGUCCAGAUCUCAAAUAGAGGGGAGCCACCCAAAUAUAACGCUAUUGUAAGGGAAUCUCCAUACAUGAACCAAUUCGAGUUGGGGCGAACGCCGUAUCCGUAUCGAGAGAAGCCCCCAAGAUAUCACCGGCCGCCUGAAAACAAAGGGGCCAACAAUCUCUCCCCAGACUGUGUGAGUGACUCACACGCCUCCCACUCUGACAGGGCAACAAUUAAAGGAGACAAGCAGGACUGGGAUGAAAGGAGCCAGCAGUUAGACGCUCAUUCACACUCCCCUGCCAAAGACCCCCACAGUACCCAGGAAGCCAAUUUACCCAGCAGCGACCGGCAGCAGACGAGGAUCCCAUCGGCCGAGCAGGAUGUCACACGGCUAUAUGAGUACCACCUGAGUGAGCACAUGCCAUUGUUACAGAGCAACGAGGGUGUUGACUCCCUGCAGAGCUCCCAGUGCUCCUCCAUAGACGCUGGUUGCAGUACAGGAAGCAGCAGAUGUGUCACGCCCAUGGACUCUCCCCUCUGCACUGGAGAAAACACGCAUCUACUGUCGGAGUCUUCCCUUAAGGGAAUGGGCUAUAUGAGUUGGGAGGAGAAGGGCUAUGGCAGCCAAAGCCAGGGGACACAGCAAGGCAAGGCUAGACAUCAGACCAUGGACCCCACCCUGCUGAGGAAGAUCCACGCAGCCACCAGUGCCGAGCCUGGGUUCGGUACCAUGCGGGGAGAUGGCUGCCACCGGAUGCUGAAGAUAAAAGAAACCACAGUGUAGCUUGCACACAGCUGGAGACGGCUGCAGGGAAAGACUCCUCCUCAGCUCUCUCCAACGAGGUCAACGCCGCCGCCACCACCACCUCACCACCUCACCACCGUCAUUCACCAGUAGCAGCAGCACGGAGUCCAGUGUGCCCAGUGUGCCAAAGCAGCAGGGGUGCCACAAUCCUGAGACCCUCCCGCACCGCACCCAGGCAUUCCCCUCAAGCUUACACCCAUGUGACCGUAUCACAGGCAGCCUCAGGUUGUCGGAUGCUGAGGAUUUGCUGGAGCAGCCUCAUGCCGGGCUCUGGGAGCCUCGAAGCGCUGCUGGAGAAAGCAAAAGCCACUCUGAGCGGGAGGAGCGGGAGGAGCGCCCAGAGUCCAGUCACCUGACGACCCCACCAAGCCACAGAGGAGAUCUGCUCUGAGCGGGAGGAGCGCCCAGAGUCCAGUCACCUGACGACCCCACCAAGCCACAGAGGAGAUCUGCUCUGAGCGGGAGGAGCGCCCAGAGUCCAGUCACCUGACGACCCCACCAAGCCACAGAGGAGAUCUGCUCUGAGCGGGAGGAGCGCCCAGAGUCCAGUCACCUGACGACCCCACCAAGCCACAGAGGAGAUCUGCUUUUUCCAAGACACUUUCCAUGAGCUUGUCCUUGUCUCAUGGUUCAGUAUUGGUCCGUUAGAACGGUUAGCGCUCAGUCCUCUGGCAGGAGGCUCAUCAGAGGUGCCUCCAUCAUGCUGCCAGCAUCAUGGGAUGCCAAGCAGCUCUGAGCCAUGCCACUACCCAGACUGGACAGUAGGAGGUGGUGGAGGUGCCUGGAGGAGGUGCCACGGGCCCUUCACUCACUGCUUCCCCAAGAGGAAGACCAACAUGGAUGGGGACGAUGUAGAUGAAGGUGGAGAAAAAAAAAACACCCCCCCCAGCCGUUCUCUGGGGGUCGAAGGGCCCAGUCACGCCCUACCAACACAAGUGUUGAGGCAGAGAACACAAUCUCUCUAUACGCCUCUGGAGCUGAACCCUUCGCUGUGGCUGAACAGCUCAACAUGGCCAAUGGUGUGACUGUGAGUGACAUGAGUCUGGGAGCUAAGCUGGCCCAUGGGAACUCAUUGGAGGGAAGACCUACAGCCUCCCCAAUGGGGUCCCAGACACACAGAGAGAUGCCCUUUAGAUAAUGGCCCUGGUGCGCUCCAGUGUAGGCCAGGGAGAGGGCCAGAGGUCAGAGGUCAGAGGUCAGGUAGCCAGACCUGUUGGGAUUCAGCCAGCUGCUCUCCAUGGAGGCCCUAGAGCGAGGCAGCGCCUGCAGUCACAUGGCCCUGGUGCACCCUGCUCACCCUGACUCAGUUUCCACAUGCUCUGCUGUUUAACACAGGGCUGCAUGUCACUGGUGGAGGGCUUUAGCCAUGAGAGCCGGCAGCGCAAGAUGGUAGCCAAGGUGGACGAGCUGGUAGACAAGGUGGACGAGCUGGUAGCUAAGGUGGACGAGCUGGUGGCCAAGGUGGAUGAGCUGGUAGCUAAGGUGGACAAGCUGGUAGCCAAGGUGGAUGAGCUGGUAGCCAAGGUGGACGAGCUGGUAGCCAAGAUGGAUGAGCUGGUAGCCAAGGUGGACGAGCUGGUAGCCAAGGUGGAUGAGCUGGUAGCCAAGAUGGAUGAGCUGGUAGCCAAGGUGGACGAGCUGGUAGCCAAGGUGGAUGAGCUGGUAGCCGAGGUGACCAGCUGGUAGCCAAGGUGGACGAGCUGGUAGCCAAGGUGACGAGCUGGUAGCCGAGGUGACCAGCUGGUAGCCAAGGUGGACGAGCUGGUAGCCAAGGUGGACGAGCUGGUAGCCAAGGUGGACGAGCUGGUAGCCAAGGUGGAUGAGCUGGUAGCCGAGGUGACCAGCUGGUAGCCAAGGUGGACGAGCUGGUAGCCAAGGUGGACGAGCUGGUAGCCAAGGUGGACGAGCUGGUAGCCAAGGUGGAUGAGCUGGUAGCCAAGGUGGACGAGCUGGUAGCCAAGGUGGAUGAGCUGGUAGCCAAGGUGGAUGAGCUGGUAGCCAAGGUGGACGAGCUGGUAGCCAAGGUGGACGAGCUGGUAACCAAAGUGACGAGGUCAUCAUGAACUAUGUCUGCUUGGGUGUGCUGAAAUGGCUUCGGGCAGUUCCCCCGAUGACCAAAGUGGGAAUGCAUUGACACGACACUCUACCACCAUGUCUGCUAUUGUCAACACACUGAGUCGCUCACUUACAACACUCCUUUACAAGUAAACACAACAACACGGUUGUCUUUCUGAUUAGCGAUUUCAAAGCCAUACAUAAGAGACACGGGUUUAUUCGACCCAAACCAAUGUGAUCCGCUGUGACAAACCUUACCUUGUGUAUAUCUUGUUUGAUAUGUAAAGUAAAAUAAAUUAUAUGAAUCAUGAUGACACUUUUAAAAGAGAUUAUAUUCAGGCAUCUGAGAAGAAAAUAAUUAACCUUAGGGUAUAUACACUGAUAUUACUGAAGUAUACUUUUACAAAUUGAUAAUUAACUUUUUGGGGUGUAAUGUGUAGAUGGACCUCUAUUAGAUCUGUAUUAUAUUUGUAUUCAAUAUAUUAAAAGUUAUGUUACACAUGAUACAUAAAUAUAUAUAUGACAAAGAGCUCUAGACAAAUCAAUGUGCAAGACAAUACAUUUUAUUAAAUGAUACAGUCCAUUAUGACCUCAGUCUUUUUCAUUUGCUGAAUCCAACGUAGUUUAUGAAUCUUUGCACAUGAUCACUGAGUACCUUCCUGUUAUUUUAGUACUCAGCACUACUGUAACAUAUUAAAGGUUUAAAACGCUGCAACCUGA